GGGCAAGACAGCUUGUGUAGACAGUGCGGCAGUAUCCAGCUUGGGACAAGACAGCUUGUGUAGACAGUGCGGCAGUAUCCAGCUUGAGAAGGGGUAGUCCUUCUAACGUCAAUGACCAGGAAAUAUACCACAGCUCCGGUUAAACACAGUAUGGCAACUUGGAUAAAACAUACAUUUGACUAUUUCAUGGUGAUGAUUUUGCUUUCAUAUAAUGUAUUUUCCGACGAUCUGUGUAACGACUGUUUGGUGGAAUACUCACCUAGUUUCGACAACCAUGCUGUAAGAGAUCAUCGCCUGUGGAUCAGAUCUGCGCCGCACCAACAGGUUUGCUUUCGUCUAUGUCGACUAGACACCAGCUGCCUCAGUUUUGAAUUCAACCCAAACACCAAAAGCUGCCGAGGACAUGCGUCCGCCUUCACGUCUCCCUCCCUCGUUUCCACAUCGGCAGACAAUGGCAACAAACGAUACACAAUAUGCCCAGAUUAUCUUGGGUGUUUUAAGGACAACAGUACACGUGUCUUGCCUUAUUCCAGAAUUGAAAAUAUAGAGAUGACCAACGAACUGUGCAAAGACCAUUGCAGAACACAGGGUUACGGACUUGCUGGUACUGAGAACACUGAUGAGUGCUACUGUGGCCACUCUAUUCCUGCUGCUCGGAGAAGAGAAGACAGCAAAUGUGACAGGCAGUGUCCAGGGAAGACACCACAAAUGUGUGGAGGUGUUUGGUUCUUGUCAGUGUAUAGUACACGUCGCCCAUAGCGCUAUAAGAUCAGGGCAUUGGGAUAGCCUUGUGGAUAAAGCGCUCGCUCGGCUCGCUCGAGUUCGAUUCCUUACAGGGGCACAAGGAGCUAAGCCCAAUCCCGAUGUCCAAUGCCCUAGUGGUGUUGGAAUAUUGCUAAAAACAGCACUAAAACAAUAGUCUCUCACCAGCUGAAUCAAUGGAAGUUUUGGAAUAACUGUCCAGGUUCUGCAAAUCAGUAUUCUUGAUUUGGCAGUACAAUACCCAUGCUAUCUGUUUUAGAAGAAAGUAAAGGUUUAGAGACACCACUGGUAACUAUACUGUACUGACACACC
Messenger RNA from Haliotis rubra (blacklip abalone), 1074 nucleotides. RefSeq names its product xylosyltransferase sqv-6-like. NCBI's taxonomy places the organism in Eukaryota, Metazoa, Mollusca, Gastropoda, Lepetellida, Haliotidae. Bases 112 to 759 code for a protein of 215 amino acids. The transcript has 3 exons. The record is from RefSeq and is a predicted model, not a curated record.